Cladocopium goreaui is the source of this 1120-nucleotide messenger RNA. The record is from the annotation of a GenBank genome assembly. Lineage: Eukaryota; Dinophyceae; Suessiales; Symbiodiniaceae.
UUUCAACCCAGCAAAACAUCCGGCCGGGCGUCCCGGAUUCGACGCAUGCGGCAGGCUCCUUGUGGGUAUGUUCCUCUCUCGACAGUUGCUGGGCCCUCCAAAGGCUCCCAGGAAUGUCUUUUUCCCAUGGUUCAACUUUAUCAUGGCCAAGACUGGGACCUAUUUGGAACCCAACCGCGCGGCCUUCCGAGUCCCUGUCCACCUGACGAAACCUGAGAUCCGCAACUACCUGCGCGAGAUCUACAAAGCAAAGGUGAUCAAGGUGAACACCUACAUCAAAUUGCCGAUGAUCCGGCGGAAUGCCUUCGGGCAGUACUACAAAAACGGGCCUUCCUACAAGAAAGCUAUCGUGACCUUUGAGGAGACCAUUCCAGAUGACGUGAAAAUGAUCUACAAUUCCAAGAAUCCUGGCAUUAAUCCUGCCUUGACCAAAUACGACACUCCAUGCAUCCGCCGCUGGAAACCCUUUCGUCCAGGAGCAAAUCGACGGAGGGAUUGGAUGCCACGGCAUCCCCUGGCCUGGGCCGAGCCUGUCCCAACCUUGCUGAGGGGCGAUGACUUCCCCCCACCCAAGAGGGGCGACUCAGUGCUCCCUGAUCACACCAAGCCUUUUCAGCACUACGGACAGGUGAAAGAGAUACCACCUGGGACUCCGCCACAGGAGUUUCCCAGGGUCAAUGUGGCCAUGUUGCGCGCCGACAAGGACGAGAUGACGACGACAAUGAAAAUUCUUGGAGAUCAGGAGCCCUGGUUGUUGACGGAGCACCAGACACAAGAGCAUGCGAAAAAUAGGUGCAGCUUCUCUGGGCCUUCCAUCGCACCUUGCAACUGCCCGAUGCCGUCCGGGGGCACAGGGGCUCGCAACGUGGCGGAAGGAGAGCGGAAAAUGAUGGAAAAUGCUCGGGCCUUGCAGGGGCAAACGUUGUCCUUUGAGACGCUGGGCGGAAGCGUGCGGGACUUGGGCGCAGAAAUCGAGCAGCUGGCAGCCUCGCAUGGUUUCGGUCUGCAUGUGGCAGCCCUGAUCAACCCCACACGCUCUGCGGCCGCACCGCCGCACGAACAGGUGGAGCAAGGGGAUGGAUCACUGGGCAGGUGGAGGUUUUCAACUUGUUCUUGGUAA